GCGUGUCCGUUUUGCGACCAAAAAGAAACCCAGGUCCAUGCUUUUUAUGAGUGCUCAUGGGCUAGCAGAUUGUGGCAUACCUCAUCGGUCGAGCAUUGCUUUGCGAUGCACAUUGGCCCUAGCUGCAUGGAUUGGGUUCAGAAGGUAAUUGAGAGGGUUUCUGUGAGUGAUCUUGAGGACUGAUCGUGUUGUUGUGGUCGUUAUGGAAAGAACAAAACGCGCACCUGUUUAAUGGAAAGAAGAUGGAGGAAGUGGAGAUAGUGCCUCGUGCGAUCACAUACCUGGAGGAGUAUCGGCUAAACCAGCUUAAAGAAGUUCACCCGCAAAACUCGGAUAUGGUGGAAACCUGGAAGCGACCAACACAAGGGAGAAUGAAAGUCAACGUGGAUGUGGAUGCAGGUUUGGAUGAGGGAGGAGUGGGGCUGGGUGUGGUUAUGCGAGACCAUGCAGGAAGUUUUGUAUUGGCAGCAACAAAGAGAAUGAAGGACAUUACGGAUCCGACGAUGGGGGAAGCGCUGGCCUUCGAGUUUGGAUUACAGCUGGUUCGGCAACACCAUAUAGCAUCUCCGACGGUGGAAUCCAACUGUUUGACAGUGGUGAACAGUACGAGUGGGAUGGUGGAAGUGGAGACAGAAGUGGGGAUUGUCUACAGGAAAAUAAAGAAGCUGUUGGGGAGAUCGAUAACGGAAGCUUGUGGCAUGUGCGCAUGAAGGCAAAUAAAGCGGCACAUAUCAU
This is a messenger RNA of Linum trigynum, 735 nucleotides long. NCBI's taxonomy places the organism in Eukaryota, Viridiplantae, Streptophyta, Magnoliopsida, Malpighiales, Linaceae. The record is from the annotation of a GenBank genome assembly.